UUUGGGUUUGUGCCUUUUCAACAAAGCGCUUUGUCCUUGUAGGUGAAUUCAAUCCAUUGCGUUCUUCCGCCUCACGAACUAGGGCUGCACAACAGUGAGCGCCAAGCGUGCCCGUCAGGUGUCCUCAGCUUUAAGAUGAAUAGAAAUCUAUUCCCUGAUAAUAGUGACUCUGACUCAGAUCCAUCUCAUGACAGCAAUGAUGAGGAUUUUACAGACAUUGCUAUGUAUUUUGAUGUCGAAAAGUUUGAUCAACUUUCUAAAUUAGAGAAAAGUGCCUUUAUGGCUCAAAAGGCCCGUUAUGACCAGAUGCGCAACAGAUGUCCAGAUUUACCAAUUCAGCCUCCAAAUUUCAUGACAGAGUACAGCAAUAGAAUAUUAAAAAGGAAACAGGCAGCUGACAAAAGUGCAAAGAAGAAAGCUCGCGUGGAAAAACAGAAGGAUAUUUCUUCUCAGCCAAAAAGGACAAGUGGACGGAUCAGACAGGCUGCAGCAGCUAAUUCCACGACCAUUGAUGCCUCAACUGCAGGAGCUGAUGCCACUGAUAUUGAUGAGGUUGACGAUGAUUUAGAUUUUGAGGUAAAAAUCUACUUUACACCUUCUGAGUGGUCUGGAAUGGCGCUAACAGUGAAACGCCAUGCUCAGAAUGCUUUAGAAGAUUAUAAUAAUGCUAAGAGUAAAGGUAUUGACAUGGCCAUUCCGAAGUUCAUGAACAGAGGAAACAAAGAGGCUGCCGGAUCUAGUGGGAGUCAUGCUCAAGAUGCAACAGAUGUGCUCAAAAGCCAAUCAUCAGAAUUGUAUAAAGGCUCUGAGGCUCCUUCAUCCAGUGGAAGUAAUUCCACCCUUCCAGGUUUUCUACACACAUCAAAAGAUAAAUUGCCAAUCUUUAAUAUUGACUUGCCUGGUUGUUCAUUGUGGAGCAGCUCUGGUUCAAACAAAUCUUCUCCUUUUAGAGGAAAGUCUACAUCUUUUAAUUCAGUUAAUAGUCAGAUUAUAAGGAAACCCAUGACUAAAGAUCAAAAUUCAUUUGUAUUAAAUAGUAAUAUUGCCAAUAAUGAUAUGCAGGAUGACAUAAUUAGUAUUACUGAACCAGAAAAUACAGAUGAAACAGACCAGCUGGUAAUCGAUGAGAAUUUGGAUGUUAAGGCUGCAAUUGGAACCGCCAUCAAAAAAGUUGUUCCUAAAAUUCAAGACUCUGUUCUGGCUACUCUAGAAAGUACCCUGGAAUUGAAAGGUGUUGAAUCUGUUGAUGACUUUACUCUCAUCGAUGCCUCAUGGCUACAAGGACAUGGCCUUACUGAGAUUCAAGUGAAAAAAAUCAUGGUAGCAUUUCAAAAUUAUGGAUCUGAUAAAGAAAACAUUGGUGGAAAGGAACAGCAAAAGAAAGCCCAGAAAAAGAAGCCACCCUUACCUUUAAUGAAGCCUGUAGUUGAACAGCCUACCAUAGCAUCCAGACACUCCUUGAGCACAAAAGUAAUCGAAGUUGGAGUUUUGGACCUGCGCAUUGAUUUUAACAAAUUCAGUGAAUCGUUGCUUAGCAGUAUGGGAAAACAGGAAAGACCGUCAGCCUGUGACAGAUUACGAAUGGUUAAUCUCUUAUCCCAUGAUAUAUAUGAUAGAUACAAUGAAGUCAAAAAGAGUAAUCCCUCCUUGCAGAAAACACCAGGCAGAGAUGUUUAUAAAAAAGUAGUGCAGGCCUUGUUUGUUGACUACAAAGCAUGCUUUAAUGACACAUUGAACAGUGUACAAUAUAAGGAUGGCUCAUGGUCUCUAGUAAAUCAAAUCGAGACAUGUGUUGAAAACAUGUACAGGCCAAAUACACCAAGAGGUGAGCGGCAAACUCCUGCAAAGGGAAACAGAAGUGCUGCCUGCAUACUACCCGAGAAGUAUUCUAUAGCAAUGACCAAACAGAUGCAAGGAGAGGCAGAAGCUACUAGAAAAAAUUUACUGUCUAUCUUCAGAUCUCCAAGAGACAAGUGGGACUGGCCUGCUAUAAAGGAAAUGAUGAAGCAUGAACCAAGCUUGGGAGCGCAAAGGGCCUUGAUUAAUUCUAGGACUAGGGACAUUACUUUUAUCACUGAAAAGUGGCCCUUCCUCUCAGAACUAAGUGGACUCAUGUGCCAUCUGGAUGAGAUUACUGGACAAAGUUUACUCGAAAGUUUUGAAAACUUUGUUGAUAAUAGCAUGGAUGACCUUAUCAGCUACCUCAUAGCCAUGUCCCCUCAAAGAGUGAAGUUAAUGAGACUGAAGAAAGAGCUUGACUUUGGCAGUGGGGAGCAUAGGCGGCUUCUUGCUGCAUUAUUCAUGCUUGCUAUCCACUGGAAUGAGGAUGUCUCCACCUUGGCAUCUUUAGUUGAGGAAAAUACAAUGCCACAUGAGGUAGAAGAUGUUAUCAAGUUACCCUCAACACCUCAUAUUGUUGCUUUAGGUACCUCAUUUUACACAACCAAAAAAUUCUUCGUAUUCUUGGAUUGUAAGUGCCUCUGUAGCAACUUAAACAAUGCCUUGGAGGCACUCAUGUGUAUGUGUGCAGCAUAUUUUAUAUUUGGGGUGCUGUAUCCUACUAGUCUAAACAACACGCUGACUUAUUUUGAGAGAAUGGUGGCAAAUUUGUCAGAUGGAACUGGUUUAGUGAAAUCCACAACUGCCAGAGGAGCUCCAGCUCUUUCAAGCUUCAGCAAAGUGAAGAAGUUGCAAGAUGAGAUUGAGCGAUUUCAGAAGGAUCUUCUUGGGGAUGACUAA
Messenger RNA from Thrips palmi, 2739 nucleotides. RefSeq lists its product as uncharacterized. The record is from RefSeq and is a predicted model, not a curated record. The transcript has 12 exons. NCBI's taxonomy places the organism in Eukaryota, Metazoa, Arthropoda, Insecta, Thysanoptera, Thripidae. Bases 136 to 2739 code for a protein of 867 amino acids.